Messenger RNA from Trematosphaeria pertusa, 2723 nucleotides. RefSeq lists its product as uncharacterized. The record is from RefSeq and is a predicted model, not a curated record. The coding region runs from base 203 to 2287 and encodes 694 amino acids. Lineage: Eukaryota; Fungi; Ascomycota; Dothideomycetes; Pleosporales; Trematosphaeriaceae. The transcript has a single exon.
UUUUCCACCCUCGUCAACUCUUCCGGGACAAUCUAUUUCUACUAUACAUCGGGCUUCGGAUCUUAUUUCGGGAUAAGCGCGCAUCGCAACCGCAACACCAACCCAGGACCAACCCAGGGAAUCCCAACCUCGCCUCUCAGGAGGUUGAGGACAGGAAUUCUCACACCGAGUCGCGCAGCAAAUCUCCACACCAACCGCCGCCAUGUGCCGGGUCGAGGAGCGUGUCUACAUUACGGCGGACGGCCGGCGCCAGACCUUUGAGGACACAUACCACUGCGACAAGGCCCAUCGCGGGAAGCUGUGCUCGAAGGUCAAGAGGAGGACGACUGAAUACUUUAAACCGGCCCCGUCGCAAGUCUCCCGCGACGAUGCAUCUUCACCGGCUUCAAACAACCCGCCUACGCCAACCGGAACCUAUUAUGUGGAGCGCCGUGAGCCCUCAGGAGUCGCGCGCAGGCCCUCCACCCGAGAUGGGCAACGGGUGACUGCACUCAAGCCCGAAAUUAUCAUUGAAUUCGGCGCUAAGAAGGACAAGAGCAAGAAGUAUCCACAUCCACAUGUCUCGCUCUCCGCCAGCAAAUCGUACAAGCGAUCGUCACUCGGCACAGCUUCCAUAGGUUCGAACGAAGUCGCCGUCGAAUCUCCUGGAUCAGACGCUUCAUAUCCCAUCCGAACAGGCUUCCCAGAGGCGCCUGUUCCUCCGACCGACCCUUUUGGGCAAGCGCCCGGUUACACGACCAGGCCGGCAGUGCCCCAAAGCCACCACCGCCACACUUCAUCAGCCUCAUCCUACACGACCAGCCAGCCCCCUUCUCUCUAUGCUACUUCGGAACCCGAGUCACCCUCAGGACGUCGCGCCCCUCGGUACCCUCCGACAAUAGUGCACAACACUCUCCCCGGAGUCGCGCCUUCCUCGCCGACCGCAUCACGUGGCUCCGCUCCUGCUCCAUCCAGCCCGUAUCGCACCACGAUCCGGGCACCGCAAGGUUCAUCGCACGACAAUCUUGCCCCGGAUGGUCUCACACCCCUUGAGUAUACUGAAUUCCAUGACCGCUCAGCCUCUUCGCAUGCCAGCUCUGGCCGGGCCGUGGCACCCGAAAUCAUCGACCGCGCCGUCGAUCGCGAACGUCGACGGAAGCAGAAGGAAGACGACAAGAAGCGCCAGGAGGAAGCUGAUCGCCGGUACGCUGAAGACCUUGCAAAGCAGGAGGAGGUCAAGCAAGUCCGCUUCGAGCUCGGGCGAGCCGAGGACAGGCAACGGCAGCGCGGAGAGCAAAAGCUUGCAGAGAGUGAGAAGCGCAGGGCCGAGGAAAGGGAAGAGGCAAGGCGGCGAAAAGCUAGGGAGCAAGAGGAGAAGGCUGCAAAGGAAUCAAGAAGAGAAAAGACCAAGCCGCCACCAGCCUACAACAACAACAAGCCAUCCGGUCGCCCGCGCAGGCAUUCCAUGACCCAGGCCGAAAAAGAAGAGCGUGAUCGCCUGCUUGCGGAAACAGAGGCCCAGAUGGAACGCGAGCGUAUGGCCACCGAGGUGCGAGAGCGGGAGGAACGAGCUGCGCAACUGCGAGAGGAGCAACAAAAAAAUGCGUACUGGGACCCGCGUGGUGGAGACCGCUUCCCUGUCGCCAACAACGGCCCCGGUAUUGGCCGCCGCGGUUCGGUAUCUCAGUCUCAUGGCCGCCGAGGAAGUAUUUCCGGAAAUCCUCCUCCCCCCUCUAUGCCUCUUGGCAGAUCAAACAGCACCCGCCGGGGCUCCGUUGUCAUUCAGCAAGUUCCGCCCAUCAAUACCACUUUCGCACAGCCGCAGUACAAUACUCGCCCGCCGAGCUCACACGGCCCUCCUCCCCCGCUCUUCUCGCCUGGGUCGUACACCGACUCCACUCGUCCUCCUUCCGCGCGUCAUCCGUCGUAUCACCGGGAUAACCCCUUCGCCGCGCCCCCGACUCGAGUGCCCCACAACACUCAGGACAACCCCUUCGCGCAGCCGCCAUCCGUCCUGCACUCGCCACCCGCGACUACCGCUGAUCCAUGGGAUGCUCGAAAUUUGCGUGAGGCCCUUCCUGCGCGCACCAGCAGCCAACACCAUACCAUUCACCGCCCUGUAGACGACCGCUCCCAUGGCCAUACGGCCCAUACCCGAGCCGCACAGCAGGCAACGCGCGCUAUGGGCAAGGCUGUGGGCUACGAGAACGACUAUGAGAGCUCCUCCGAGAACGAGGAAGAUCGGCGAGCGGGCUAUAGUGCCAGGCUCGGUCCGGGCAAGGGCGGCAAGAGGAGGGCGGGCAAUUAAAGGGGUUUGUUCUCUUUCGCUAGCUGCCUGCACAUUGCAGCUCCGUCUUCUCUUUCCUUUUCUUAAAACUUCUUCCUUUCCGUCUGCAGGGGAAAUGAGAUGGAACUCUGGGAAGAGUCAUUCGGACUUUCUUUCUUUACUCCCCGUCAUAGACCGUACAUAGACCAGGCGUUUUGAUCGUUUGUUCUUACGUCUAGUCAGUCUCUCGGUCUCGCAUUCAUGUUGUAUGUAUACGUACCGUCGUACCUUGACACACUCUUAUACCCGAUUACAUUGUAGUGUCCUCGCGGGCAGUUUUCCUUUUCUUAUACAUAUAUACCCCCAAAACAUCUUUCCUUCGUGUCAUAUACCCUUGCGUCAUCACGUACUGUAGACCAGCGUUCUUUCUUACUUCACGGCUUGCUGGUGCAGAAUUGAACAAUCUUAUCAGCUCCAC